AUGGCUGGGACGUGCUCUCGGGAGUCCGAGGCCCCCGACGUCGACACCAACGCCAUCCCCGAGGCAUAUCGGGACUUAGCCGAGGUCUUCUGUAAGAAGAAAGCCACCCACCUUCCUCCACGUCGCCCGUACGACCUCGCCAUUGACCUCCAACCUGGCACGAUUCCACCCCGCGGCCAUCUCUACUCGCUGACACCCACAGAGACGCAGGCGAUGGAGGAGUAUGUCACCAACGCUAUUCGCCAAGUUGUCCUCCCACCUUCCAAGAUAAUUGCUCCACUUAAAUUGGACUUGGAAACGAGAGUUCGCCAGGCGCAGACCACAGAGACCGAACCGGCAGGACGACUCUACGUGCCCGGGACCAUGAGAUCUGAGGUUUUACAAUGGGGUCACUCAUCUCCCAUAUCAGGACACCCAGGCACGACACGGACCCGUCUCUUCAUCGAACGAGACUUCUGGUGGCCAUCUCUCGCGAAGGACGUCAAAAAGGUUGUUCAGGCGUGCCCAGUGUGCGCCAGGGCAAAAGAUCCAAAUCAACCCACAUCGGGAGACCUUCAACCGCUUCCGGUUCCCCGGAGGCCCAGGACGCACAUUGCCGUCGACUUUGUCGUGGGCCUGCCGGUCUCCGAAGGAAAAGACGUCAUAAUGACCAUCGUCGAUCGGUUCUCUAAGGCUGUGCACCUGGUGGCUCUCGCUGGACUCCCUAAACUCAAGAGAAAGAGAUCAGACUCACCAGAACCCAGCUGUGUCUCCAUGAAGAGUGAUCAGUCUAUAAAUGUUCCUAGAAACUUUAAACGUGGAGUCUCCUCAUCUGUACACAGACACAACCAAGAAUCUGCUGCUGUAAAUAAAUUCCAGAAAAAGUUCAGAUUAAAUCUGAUGAAGAAGUUUGAGUGUGUAAAUGGAGUGAUAAUAAAUCAGAAAAACCGAACGCUCCUGAAUGAGAUCUACACAGAGCUCUACAUCACAGAGGGAGAUAGUGGAGACAUAAAUAAAGAACAUGAGGUGAGACAGAUUGAGGCAGCAUCCAGGAGAACAACAUCAGAGGAAACACCAAUCAAAUGCAAUGACAUCUUUAAGCCAUUAACUGAUCAAGACAAACCCAUCACAACUGUGCUGACAAAGGGAGUCGCUGGCAUCGGAAAAACAGUCUCUGUGCAGAAGUUCAUUCUGGACUGGGCUGAAGGGAAAACAAAUCAGGACGUCCCCCUCAUAUUUCCACUUCCUUUCAGAGAGCUGAAUCUGCUGAAGGACCAGAAACUAAGUCUGAUGGAGCUCCUUCAUGUUUGUUUUAAGGAAACAAAAGAAACAGAAAUCUUCAGUUUGGAAAAGGUUCUGUUCAUUUUUGAUGGAUUGGAUGAGUGUCGUUUUUCUCUGGAUUUCCAGAACACAGUGAGAGUUUGUGAUGUAACUGAAUCAGCAUCAGUGCCUGUGCUGCUGAUAAACCUGAUUAAAGGGAAUCUGCUUCCCUCUGCUCUCAUCUGGAUCACCUCCCGACCAGCAGCAGCUGAUCAAAUCCCCUCUAAGUGUGUCAAUCGAGUCACAGAGGUACGAGGGUUCAAUGACCCACAGAAGGAGGAGUACUUCAGGAAGAGGAUCAGUGAUCAGAGCCUGGCCAAUAACAUCAUCACACACCUGAAGUCAUUAAGAAGCCUGUACAUCAUGUGUCACAUCCCAGUCUUCUGCUGGAUUUCAGCCGCUGUUCUGGAGAGAAUGUUGGGUGAAGCAGAGAGUGGAGAGAUCCCCAAGACUCUGACUGAAAUGUACACACACUUCCUCAUCAUUCAGAUAACCAUCAUAAGAGAAAAGUACUCAGAGAAGCAGGAGAGUGAUGAAGAAAUGCUUUUCAAACUGGGACGACUGGCUUUUCAGCAGCUGGAGAAACACAACCUGAUCUUCUAUGAUGAAGACCUGAGAGAGUGUGGCAUUGAUGUGAGAGAAGCAGCAGUGUACUCAGGUGUGUGUACGCAGAUCUUCAGACAGGAGUUUGGGCUUCACCAGAGUAAAGUGUACUGCUUUGUUCAUCUGAGUAUUCAGGAGCAUCUCGCAGCUCUGUAUGUGCACCUGAUGUUCAUGAGGAAAAAGAGAAAUGUUCUUGAAAAGAGAUUGUACUUUAAACCAGAGAUUUUAUCCAAGCUACAGAUGUUCACUAAACCACAGAUGUUUUUCCAACCAGAGAUGUCCUUUCAAAAAUCUUCUAUAAACCAUCAGUCUUCAAAGCUGCAGUUAACAAAAAUUAUAAACUCAGAUGACCACAGGAGUGCUGUAGAUCAGGCCUUAAACAGUGAGACUGGACAUCUGGAUCUUUUCCUCCGCUUUCUUCUGGGUCUCUCACUGGAGUCUAAUCAGAAACUCUUACUAGAAUUGGUAACACAGACAGGAAGUAACUCCCAGAGCAAAGAGAAAACAGUUCAGUACAUUAAAAAGAAGAUCAGUAAAGAUCUUCCUAUAGAGAAAUGCAUCAAUCUGUUCCACUGUCUGAAUGAACUGGGUGAUGAUUCUCUAUUGGGCGAAAUCCAACACUACCUGAAAUCUGGAAAACAAAGUGAACUCUCCCCUUCACAGUGGUCUGCUCUGGUGUUUGUGUUACUGACAUCAGCAGAGGAUCUGGAGGAAUUUGACCUGAAUAAAUAUAUCAGUCCAGAGAAGAUAACAGAAACUGUUCUUGUGAGGGUGAUGCCUGUGAUUGCAGCAUCCAGAAAAGCAAUUAUCAGGUGUGAUAAAAUUAAAGGGAGAAGUGGUGAAGCUCUGGUCUCAGUGCUCAACUCAGAAACCUUCGAUCUGAGAGAACUGCAUCUGACUGUGAAGACACUGGACCUCUCUCGGUAUAAACUAACAGACUCAGGAGUGAAGCGUCUCUCUGCUGUACUGGAGAAUCCUCACUGUAAAGUGGAGACACUGAGGUUGUAUGAGUGUGGUGUCUCAGAUGAAGGCUGUGCUGCUCUGACUUCAGCUCUGAGAUCAAACCCCUCACACCUGAGAGAACUGGAUCUGUCCUAUAAUAAUAAUCUAGGAGACUCAGGAGUGAAGUGUGUCUCUGCUGUACUGGAGAAUCCUGACUGUAAACUGGAGACACUGAGGUUGGUGUGUUGUGAUGUCUCAAAUAAAGGCUGUGCUGUUCUGACUUCAGCUCUGAGAUCAAACCCCUCACACCUGAGAGAACUGGAUCUGUCUGAUAAUAAUAAUCUAGGAGACUCAGGAGUGAAGUGUGUCUCUGCUGUACUGGAGAAUCCUGACUGUAAACUGGAGUCACUGAGGUUGGAGUCGUGUGGUGUCUCAAAUAAAGGCUGUGCUGCUCUGACUUCAGCUCUGAGAUCAAACCCCUCACACCUGAGAGAACUGGAUCUGUCUGAUAAUAAUAAUCUAGGAGACUCAGGAGUGAAGUGUGUCUCUGCUGUACUGGAGAAUCCUGACUGUAAACUGGAGACACUGAGGUUGUAUGAGUGUGGUGUGUCAAAUAAAGGCUGUGCUGCUCUCGCUUCAGCUCUGAGAUCAAACCCCUCACACCUAAUAGAACUGGAUCUGUCCUGUAAUAAUAAAAUAGGAAACUCAGGAGUGAAGUGUGUCUCUGCCCUUAAGGACGAUGAACAUUACAAACUACAGACACUGACGUGAGUAAUGAUCUCUUUAUAUAAACACUGAAACAUUAACAGACUGAUUAGCAUUAUUUUGUACAUUAGCAUUAGCUUGUGCAUUUCUCUUCAGUUCCAGUAAAUAUCAGAUUACAGACUUAAAAUUUCACUUUAUUCUUUUUAAUCAGACUUUUUCUAACAAUUAUCUUUAAUGCUGUUUGGUGUUGAUUUAAACUUCAUGUGAAAGCAGAAGACAGGGAGUCAGACGGAGUUUACAAAACAUCCAUACAGAUGAUCUCAGCUUUUCCCUGUUUCUGAUAAGCAGCAGACUUUCUCCUCAACUCUCAUAAAAACUCAUGAAAAUCAUCAUCUUUAAUGCCACAAAUAUUAGAUUUAAUCAGCUACUUUACUCACUUUGACACUCCUUCCAGCUCUCCACCUCCUCACCGUGUCUUCUGUCAUUCCUGUAAAAUUCACCUCC
Molecule: messenger RNA, 4053 nt
Organism: Clarias gariepinus (North African catfish)
Lineage: Eukaryota; Metazoa; Chordata; Actinopteri; Siluriformes; Clariidae
Product: NLR family CARD domain-containing protein 3-like
Exons: 9
Coding region: 1-3615 (1204 amino acids)
Molecular function (GO): nucleic acid binding; protein binding
Source: RefSeq, a predicted model, not a curated record